This is a messenger RNA of Octopus bimaculoides (California two-spot octopus), 3540 nucleotides long. RefSeq lists its product as uncharacterized. Lineage: Eukaryota; Metazoa; Mollusca; Cephalopoda; Octopoda; Octopodidae. The record is from RefSeq and is a predicted model, not a curated record.
AUCUGUGGUAAAUCAUUCUCUGUAAACAGUGCCUUAACUAUACACAAACGUACUCAUACAGGAGAAAGACCAUAUCACUGUAUUACCUGUGGCAAAUCAUUCUCUACAAGCAGUACCUUAACUACACACAAACGUAUUCAUACAGGAGAAAGACCAUAUCACUGUGUUACCUGUGGUAAAUCAUUCUCUAUAAACAGUGGCUUAACUCAGCACAAACGUACUCAUACCGGAGAGAAACCACAUCACUGUAUUACCUGUGGCAAAUCAUUCUCUAAAAUCAGUGGCUUAACUCAGCACAAACGUACUCAUACCGGAGAGAAACCAUAUCACUGUGAUAUCUGUGACAAGACAUUCACUGAAAAUCGUAACUUAAGAAGACACAAACGUAUUCAUACAGGAGAGAAGCCAUUUCCUUGUGUUACCUGUGGCAAAUCAUUCUCUUCAAGCAGUGGCUUAACUAAUCACAAACGUAUUCACACUGGAGUGAAGCCAUUUCACUGUGUUGUCUGUGAUAAGUCAUUCUCUCGAAAAAUUACCUUAACGACACACAAAUGUAUUCAUACAAGAGAGAAGCCAUAUACCUGUGAUAUCUGUGGCAAAGCAUUCUCUGACAGUUUUGUCUUUAGAGAACACAGACGCAUCCACUCAGGAGAGAGACCAUCAAAAACAUUUGUGUUACAAGCAAUUCAUACUAAUUCUCCAGGAAUUAUUUAUAAGCUGACACGUUUGUAAAGAUAAACAAUCAUGGUUCAGUCUCUUGUCUUAGCUAUCACACUCCGCUGUUUACAUAUGUGGAACUUAUGCUACGUAGAGGCCUAGACAUUUUCUGCUUACCAUUAGAAUACUUGUUGGUGACCAGGAUCCACCCCUGGAAUCAAUUCGUAGAAAUGUGCAACAAUAUGUGUAACAAUAGCGAUGCGAAUAAUUUGUGCUUUCGAUUUAAAGUCCAGAAGGGUGAGGAAGUUCAUUGAUUGAUUUGUUGUUGAUUAAAAGCCCCUGUCCUAUAAAAUAGGGGACAACCAAUUAAUGAUGUAAUGCUGUGAUCAAUAUUUUAUAAUGAAAUUAAUGGAACACCAACCCCGAAAUAUGCAAGUCGCCCUGCCUUAUUCAUAAACAUUAACAAUGUUCACCUUAACAUGAGAUAAUUACUACAUAUAACGUAAUUAGAUUUACUUCAGCUAAUUAGAAACAUAUCUGAUUGGUAAUUUUCCCUUCAUCGGAAAGACAUUGGGGGAAUAUAUCAAAAGUGCCUAACAUGAUAUAUAUCUUUGAAUAAAAAUCAAUGAGAAAUUAUUUUCACGUAUGAAAUGCCGUGUUCUGGCAAGUUUUAGUGAAUGUUUUUGGGGAUAACUCGACGUAGAAAUAUGUCAAUAGAAGUGUGGAAAGGUGGUCACUCAUCCUCUGCGUAUAAACCGAAUAAAAUCUGCCGAAUGGAAGGUGUUUCUGAAUUUAUUAAAUGGUGCUGGGAUCUUUUUAACAUAUGUCACUGACGUCAUUCAAACGAAGGAUAAAUCUUCAAAUUAUUAACACCACUGCCAACUGGGGGUGUUUUUUUAAUUAGCAGAGCUAAGCUAAUUACUUACGGGAUCAGUGAGUUUAAUUAACAAUCAUACAAUCAAAAUUCUUCUUUCAAUAUAAUGUGAUGGUAGGGGUUAAUUGGCUGCUAUUUUAGCAGGUUCAGUGAGCAUGUCAAGACUCCCUUGUUGAUAUUAUAAUCUUUAGCUUUUCUUUUUCUUUUGUUUUUUUCUGCCUAUGGAGCCCAAUUGAUUCCUCUUUUACUCGUAUGGACCCUCACAGCCAUUCAAUGAUUAAAAAAUCCUUGUAAUGUUUUCAUUAUUAAAUAUUAUUAGUGAUUGUUAUUUUAAAAAAUGGUUUGUGUAUUGUAGAAGUUUAAGCAGUUUAUUUGAACAUAAACUUCAACAACAAAAUCAAACAUGGACCUUGGUUAAGAACCAUUUAUUUAUCUGGAUGAUGUGUUCGGCAUUUACCACAGGUUAGAAACAAGUGAAGAUGCACCGUGAUAUAAUUGAAAGGGUUUCUCUUUAAUAUAUAUUAUAUAUAUAUAUAUUGCUACACUCUGACUGGUUGGCGUUAGGAAGGGCAUCCAGCUGUAGAAACUCUGCCAAAUCAGAUUGGAGGCUGGUGUUGCCAUCCGGUUUCACCAGUCCUCAGUCAAAUCGUCCAACCCAUGCUAGCAUGUAAAGCGGACGUUAAACGAUGAUGAUGGUGAUGAUGAUGUUGGGGACUUUUAAUAUGUGCCACCGAUGUCUUUCAGGGGAAGGAAAAAUUAUCAACGAAAUUGCCUAUUGUGUUUCUAAUUAGUUGAACUAAAUCUAAUUAUAUGUAGUAAUUACCUCGUGUUAAGGUGAAUGUUAAUGUUUGUGGAUAAGACUGGGUGACCCACGUAUUUCAGGGCCAGUGUUCUGUUACCUUAAGUAGUGUAGUGGCGUGAAAUUAUAGCCGCCAUUGAGGAAGUACUAUUCUGCGCAUGCGCAGGGGACUUCACCACCGGAAGCCCCUCGGGUGCGCAUGCGUAGUAAAACUGGUACUUAAAAGAUAGUUUCACUUUGUUAGGCAGUUGAGCCACAAACCUUCUAUGUGACAGCUCCUCGCUCCUCAACAAAGCACCACUUCACCUCGAUGCCUUCGAUGGUGAUAGCUACUUGCUUCUCUGGCAGGCAUCAAGGAAGCUCUUAACCUUCCAUUACCAAGCUAGAACUUAAUCAGCGGCUGCUAAGCUGAACGACAGGAAAUUGUGAAACCAAGCAUCAUCGAUAUAUAUAAAAAUGAGAGUGUGUGAGAAUCCCUAAAACUCGAGAAUUACGCAACCAAUUUCAUUCAAAUUUUACACAGGCCUUACUUAGGGUUCCAGUUGUGUUUUGGAGACUAUGUGUGACCCAGUGAUAAUAAAAAAGACUCAAAGGAGGUCUGCAGCGAAAUAAUUUUACUCAACACUUUGCAAGUGAAUCAGUGGAGGCAAAGAUGCGUCUCAUUUACUUGACAAUCUAUGCACCACAUUGCAGAAAUCACAAUGUAAGUAUAUCUGAAAGGAUAGUCUUACACUGUUGUACCAUUGAAUUACAAAUAAUGCUCAUUUGUUAUGUUCGGGUGACCCUAUAGGUUCCAAUAGUACAACUGUAUUCGUCUUUGCUUAGGGAAAAUGACUAAAUUGUGGGUGUGAAGUCCCCAUGAAGGGGUCUUUGUAACUUCUAAGAAGAAAUUUUAGAAAUAUUACUUUAUUUGUGUGUAAUCUGUAUGGUUAAAAUUUCAUCAACAUCAAAAAUAUAUGAAUUUUCAUGGGAGUUAUGGCCGUUAUGCAUAGAAUAUAAUUUCCAAAUUUCAUAAAGAUCCAUUCAGUACUUUUUACGUAGUUUUGGAUAAAAAAACAAAUGACUAAUGUGUGUGUUUGUGUGAGUGUAUAUAUGUAUAGAUAUCUGUGUGCAUGUAUAUAUAUGUCUCAUCCUUCAAUUGCAUGUAACACGGGCAACGCCGGGUAUCUCUGCUGGUCGUAAAUAAAACCCUUUUUAUUAUGCUGUAAAA